AUGUACAUGUUGACUAUAAUAUUGCUGACUCUCAGAACCACUAAUGUAUUCGCCGGCAUCCUAGGAGAUGGUCGAAAGCAAUCAGUGGCUGUAAGCGGCCACCUUCUCUGCAAUGAAAAACCAGCCGCGAAUAUAAGGCUCAAGCUAUACGAUAAGGAAAUAUUGCUUGAUUACAAACUGGACGAAGGAAAGACUGAUUCAAGUGGCGCUUUUUACUUACGAGGAAGUAAGAAGGAAAUUACUAACAUAGAUCCAAAACUGAACAUCUACCACAAGUGCAACUACAGCGGACCGUGUGUCAAAAAGCUGAGCAUCAUCAUUCCGGACGAGUACAUUACCGAAAGCAGCACGCCACAGUUGGUAUUCAACAUUGGAACAAUCAAUCUGGCAGGAAUGAUAUCGGGAGAAGAGAUAGAUUGCAUCAAUUGA
This is a messenger RNA of Cylicocyclus nassatus, 429 nucleotides long. Lineage: Eukaryota; Metazoa; Nematoda; Chromadorea; Rhabditida; Strongylidae. The record is from the annotation of a GenBank genome assembly.